Molecule: messenger RNA, 1974 nt
Organism: Coprinopsis cinerea okayama7#130
Lineage: Eukaryota; Fungi; Basidiomycota; Agaricomycetes; Agaricales; Psathyrellaceae
Exons: 3
Coding region: 1-1974 (657 amino acids)
Source: RefSeq, a predicted model, not a curated record
AUGUCGGCGUCGCCUUUCCAACAGCAUCUGGGGACCAACUACGUCCCUUCAGCCGCACAGCUACAGGAUAUUAGCGCAUUCGUGAAGCAGUCAGACGCACGACUCGCUGAACUGAAUGCAGAACUCGCAGUCCUCCUAGAGAAACGCGACAAGCUGAAAGAAUCCAUCGAUGGACACAAGGCUUUGCUAUCGAUAACGCGACGUCUCCCCACGGAUAUCAUGCAAAACAUCUUCAACUGGACCCUACCUCCUUUCGCAUUCAACACUACCAUGGACCCCUCUGACUCGCCACUUCUUUUGACCCGCGUUUGUCGAUCGUGGCGCGAGAUCGCAAUCAACCUCCCCCAUUUGUGGUCUGCGAUUCAUAUCCCUAUCCCAGCUUUUCCAACUCACUACUCGCAUGUCCCUGGGUUCAACGGGGAGGACGGGACACUGACGGAGGAGCAGCAGGAGGUGCUUGAUCUCGAGGUGACGAAGUGGAUCUCGAGGAUGGAGCACAGGAAGGCUCUGGUCAAGGCUUGGUUGUCACGUGCCAAAGGAACCAACCUUUCUAUCAGCCUCGUAGUAGGCCGCGGGGAGGACCACGCUACGGAGGCGUACUUCAAAGAAAUGAUUGAUAUUAUCCGCCCGUAUUCGACCCAGUGGCGAAGCCUCUUCUUGAGGUGCCGCCACAACUUUUCCAAACAUAUCCUUUCGAUCCCGGCCAGCGAAACUCCGAUACUGCACACUGUAAGCCUCGACAUUUCAGCUCCUAGUAUCAGAGGCUCUGUCCUUCCAGGCUACGAGCCGAAGACAAUUAUUACCUUCCCUCCAGACAGUCUGGUCACUAGCCCCAGUCUGAGGAUCCUCUCGGUGGAAGACUUUCCAGUCAAGAUCCAGUCUGUACCUGCGCCAUUCGCCAACUUGACAAAACUGCACUUCUGGGGCCGCGUAUUGGGAGCGGAUCCUCCAUUGAUCCCUGUGUAUUUCACUUCAGCUUCGGCCCUUGACAUCCUUGAACUAUGCCCCAACCUCCAGGAAUGUUCGUUGACGAUGGAGGAGCGAUCACAGAGGAAGAACCGCGUGGUGCUCCCGCACUUGCGCACCCUCUUCCUCGAGCAGGAUGGGGAUAUCUCAUUGGAGAUGCUCAUCGACAACAUCGACCUCCCCGCCUUAACCAAUUUGGGCAUCACGAGGUCUGCUUUGCCCUGUGCCGCCAGUCCGGCUCCCGUCGUCAAGUUCCUGCGGAAGUGGGGACAUACCCUGAAGCGCCUCUAUUUCGAUUACCGGGAGGUCACCGCAGAGGAACUCAAGACGUGUUUCGAACUCGGAUCCGGUGUCGAAACGAUGGUCCUGUCCUUCAGCCGCAACCAUAUUCGCAGACACAACAUGUGGCAUGCAGCGCCAUUCAGACACAACGAUCCGGGUUUGAGUGAGCCGGCGCCUGUGUAUUUCACCAACUCGGUGUUGGAGAUGUUGACCCCGAGGGUGGGUGUCGACACUGACAGGGAUGGGGGCCUAAAGACGGAGGUCCUCUGUCCGAAUCUUAGGAUGUUCGACGUUACACUCUCUACGGUCGAGUUUGACGAGAAGGCUCUCCUUCGGUUUGUCCGUGGUCGACGCCACCAGCGAGCACUUGAGACUGGGAUCGCGAGGCUGGAGCGGGUCCGGGUUGGGUUUGCUGUCGGCAUCCCCAAAGAAUACGAAUAUGAUGAUCGCGGUGGUACCUCGAGCGCAAAGCAUGAAUGGGUACCUGCAGGGCGGGAGGAGGAGGAUCGUAAACUUGAUUGGCCUCCGUUGCACAAGUUGAAGCAGGAGGAGCGUGAAGUCGAUCUGGACGGAUUGAAAGUGGGUGUUACGUGGGGACACGAUGUUCAGAGGUGCUGCGAUUUUAAUGGGAGGCCGCGGAGGUCUGGUGUGGACGCGAUUUGGGAUCCUGAGUAUGGUGUUACUGUUGCCAUUGCCAGGUUGGAUCCGGCUGUGUAUUGUGUUUGA